GAAUGGGAGAAGGUUUAGGGAUGUGUUCAUAGCGUGCGAGGCUGUAAUAUAAAUCAUAAUUAUAAUAAUUAAAAAAAGGAACGUGUCUGAUUAAUUUUUGGAUAUUUACUUGAUUUCAUCUGGAAAGAGAAGUGUGUGUGUGUUCUCAAUAGGAUCCAAGAGGAUUGUUCAGAUCUCCUUUGGGUUUCUCUGGACGUCACUGGAUUUUAACCUCAUCACAGAAGGAGCAUCUUAAGCCAAAGAUGGAGCAGGUAUCGGAUGACGAGCUGGACCAUGCUGCUGAGGAAGACAGCGAUAAGGAGGAUCAGGACCUGGACAAGAUGUUUGGAGCCUGGCUAGGAGAGCUGGACAAACUCACGCAGAGUUUGGAUGAUGGGCAACAUCCAGGAAAAGUUCAGAAAGCUCCUCUCAGAGAAGAGACCAACCUGGCCAACUUCUCCUACCGGUUCUCCAUGUACAAUAUCAAUGAAGCCAUAAACCAAGGCGAGCCGGUGGACCUGGAUGCCCUCAUGGCCGACCUGUGCUCUAUUGAGCAGGAGCUCAGCACCAUCGGCAAGGCUUCCUCCUCAUCCUCCUCGUCCUCUUCCUCCUUCUCUUCUUCCUCUUCCUCCUCUGGUCGGCCCACAGACCUAAAGUCUCGCCAGCGAGCUGCGCAGGGGCGUUCGGCCAGCGCCCGGCAUGCUGGCGGUGGCAGCAGCGGGGGGAGCGCGUGCAGCAGCAGCCACGCCUCUCCAGCAGGUACAGUGCGAGCGGGUGGAGGCCAGAGCCGACCAAUGGCCUCCAACUUCUCUCUGGACGACAUCACGGCCCAGCUGGAGCAGGCCUCGCGGAGCAUGGACGAAGCUGCCCGUCAGACCUCGGAGUCUUCCAUGAGCAACUCUCAGCUCAGACGUGCAGGCUCAGUGGGCAGGGCCAGUGACCAGGAGGCACGCUCUGUCAGCCGCUCAUCACGCUCCAGCGUCAACUCUGUUUCUGCCUCCAGCAUGGACUCGCUGGACAUGAGAGGGCAGGAAGGAGAGGUGCAGAAUCAAACGAGCACAGAGCAUGCCUCAUUGAGAAGGGUCAAUGGUAACGCUGCCAGACGGCACCUAGACUUCACCUCCCGCGAGGGGGAAGUGGAUCAGUACACUCACUCCUACCUGGACAGGGAGACCUCUCUGAUUCUCAAAAGCAUUGCAGGAAAGCCCUCUCACCUGCUGACCAAGGAGGAGCAGGCUGCCAAAGCAAAAGCGGAAAAAAUCCGUGUGGCUCUGGAGAAAAUUAAAGAAGCACAGGUCAAAAAGCUGGUGAUCCGCGUGCACAUGUCGGACGAGAGCUCGAAGACGAUGAUGGUGGACGAGCGGCAGAGUGUGAGGCAGGUGCUGGACAGCCUGCUGGAUAAGUCCCACUGUGGAUACAGUCCUGACUGGGCUCUGGUGGAGACCAUCACUGAGCUACAGAUGGAGCGUAUUUUUGAGGACCAUGAGAACCUAGUGGAGAACCUGCUGAACUGGACCAGAGACAGCCAGAACAAGCUCAUGUUCAUCGAGCGUAUUGAGAAGUAUGCACUCUUCAAGAACCCACAGAACUACCUACUGGGAAGAAAGGAGACAUCUGAGAUGGCCGACCGAAACAAGGAGGCACUGCUGGAGGAGUGUUUCUGCGGUGGCUCUGUAUCAGUGCCUGAGAUUGAGGGAGUGCUCUGGCUGAAGGACGAUGGGAAAAAGUCAUGGAAGAAGCGCUACUUCUUACUACGUGCAUCUGGCAUUUACUUUGUGCCUAAGGGCAAGGCCAAGGCCUCGAAAGACUUGGUGUGCUUCUUACAACUGGAUCAUGUUAAUGUUUAUUACGGACAAAACUACCGGAGCAAGUAUAAGGCCCCCACUGACUACUGCCUCGCCCUCAAGCACCCUCAGAUUCAGAAGAAGUCUCAGUACAUCAAGUAUCUUUGCUGCGAUGAUGUCAGAACCCUGCACCAGUGGGUCAACGGGAUCCGCAUUGCCAAGUAUGGGAAACAGUUGUACCUGAACUAUCAGGAGGCCAUGAAACGCACCGAGGCCGCCUACGACUGGUCCUCUUUAUCCAGCUCCAGCAUCAAGUCUGGCACCAGCUCAGUCAGCAAUGCUGAGUCACAGUCCAACCACUCCAGUCAGACGGACAGCGGGGUGUCAGAUGGCACCUCGUCCACGCAUGCACGCUCACAGAGUGUUGUCAGCUCCAUCUUCUCUGAAGCCUGGAAGAGAGGUACACAGAUGGAGGAGAGUACCAGGUCGAGACCAGAGUCAACGCGUUCAAGCCAUUCUAUCCACAGUGUCCAUAGUGGCCACUCCAGCCAUGCUCACUUUAACACUCUCCAUUUGGCACAGCAGCAGCAUACAACUGCCUCAGUGCAUUUGCAGCAGCGUGUGCAGCCUCAGUCAAAUUCAGUGCCACACCCACAUGCACAGUCAGCCUCACAACCUCGUGGUAGCAUUACUCAAACCUCCAUUCAGGCUCUGCCCCAGCCCUCUCCAGCUCUGCCCCAGCCCUCUCCAGCUCUGCCCCAGCCCUCUCCAGCUCUGCCCCAGCCCUCUCCAGCUCUGCCCCAGCCCUCUCCAGCCAUGCCCCAGCCCUCUCCAGCUCUGCCCCAGCCCUCUCCAGCUCUGCCCCAGCCCUCUCCAGCUCUGCCCCUGCCCUCUCCAGCUCUGCCCCUGCCCUCUCCAGCUCUGCCCCUGCCCUCUCCAGCUCCGCCCCUGCCCUCUCCAGCUCCUCCCAAGCUUUCUCCAGUUCUGCCCCUGCCCUCUCCAGCUCCUCCACCUCCUCCUCCACCCCCUCCUCCACCCCCUCCUGUCUGCGUCCAUCACUACUCAGGCCCACAUAUAUUUGCCAAAUACAGCACUAUCAAUCGCCUGAAGAAUGCUUCCCAGGUGGCUAAGCCGCACCCCCAAGCACAGCAGGUGUUUCCAGUACCAUCCCCUCAGUCUUUGAAGCCCCACAUCAACAAUAUUCCACCAGGAGCUAAUAUUCCACCAGGAGCUAAUAUCCCAACGCCACCGCCUCCUCCUCCUCCUCCACCAGCACCCAUGCCUGCUCCAGGUUCAGCCAUGGCAGUCCUUAAACUUGGCCCUCCAAGCCCAGCCACUGUACCUCAUUUCACCCCUCCACCCCCGCCAUCUCCACCACUGCCAUCUCCAGCAUCCAUCAAAUCCCAAACUCUUCCACCUCCAGUAUCCAUCAAAUCCCAAACUCUUCCACCUCUAGCAUCAACCCAGUCCCACUCUCUUCCCCCACCUCCAGCACCAACUCAGUCCCACCCUUUCCCCCCACCUCCAGCACCAACUCAGUCCCACCCUUUCCCCCCACCUCCAGCACCAACCCAGUCCCACCCUUCACCUCCAGCACCUAUCCAAUCUCACUCUUUUCCCCCACCUCCACCACCUAUCCAAUCUCAUUCUUUUCCCCCACCUCCUCCUCCAGAAACUAUCCAACCCCACCCUUUUCCCCCACCUCCAGCACCUAUUCAAUGUCAGCCUUUACCCCCACCACCACCUCCAGCACCUAUCCAAUCCCACCCCCCUCCUCCACCUCCACUACCCAUCCAAUCCCAGCCUUUUCCUCCACCUCCACCUCUCCAAUCCCAAACUCUUCCACCACCAGCCCCCUUCCAAUCUGAGGCUUUUCCUCCUCCCCCACCUCCACUGCAAACAAACAACCUGCUUCCUCCACCCCCACCACAACCAACCCCACCUCCAUUAACUUCCAAUGGCCUCAAACACAUUCUAGCCCAGAAGUUCCCCAACAUACCCAGGGAUGUGUCCCCUCCAGGCAGUCAAACUCAGUCACCACCACCCCCUCCACCUCCUCCACCACCACCACACCCCACUCCUCCUCCUCCUCCUCCUCCUCUCCCACCUCAGCAGCCUCCUGCUCUAGCACCGUCUCCUGCUCUAGCACCGCCUCCACCUCCCCCUCCUCCCCCACCAUCUGCCACAGGGCCACCUCGGGCAUUGCCCAAAACCUUUACUGGAGGAUUUCCACCUCAAACUGCACCAAAACCAUCAGGUGUCACCAUGCAAGUGUCUCCAGUUGCUCCUCUUCUUCCAGGUCCUCCACCCCCUCCUCCACCACCUCCACCCCCUCCUGCACCAGUGAAAACUCAUCCACCACCUACACUACCUAAGCAGCAGAGCAUCACUAAGACAAUGCCUCCUUUGAACCCGACUUCUACAUCAUCUUUGGUCAAGCAGAUUGCCAGCCAGUUUCCGGGUGCUGUUCCCUUAGUGGCCAACCAUGUAGAGGGUCACAAACCCCCACUAUCAGCACCUGCAGUUAAGACUAAACCAAAAUGGCAACCAGGUGGACAAAUUCAGCAGCAACAGCGGUCACCUGAGUUUCCACCGCCACCUCCAGAUACUACACUCACUUUCCCACCGCCACCACCCCCAUGUCCACCUCCUCCACCUCCCCCACCUCCCCCAGGUCCAGUACCACCACCUCCACCUCCACUGCCUCCUACACAGUUAAGUUCUCCAAUGAAGGCCCCCUCUGGAUCCUAUGGAGUUAGCAAGAAACCUCCUCCAACCCCUCUACGCAACACUAGUGUCAAGUCCAACUCUUCAGCCGAAUACCAGGAGUCCCGUCGAAAUCUAGUGAGUAAGUUCAGCCCCAGCUCAGCGUCUUCUGCUCCAGGAUCUUCUGGUUCUCCUUCCAAGGAUUCUUUUACUGGACCACCUGCACCACCUAAACCUGGCAAGCUGAACUUGGCCAACCUACCAUUGGCAUUGCAGAGCAGAGUGGGUCAAAACCAGCAGCCUAGCACACAUUUUCUCUCCCAGGCCCCAACUGAGAAUAAUAGCUUUCCUCCUCCGCCGCCGCCUCCUCCUCCUCCUCCGCCGCCUCCUCCUCCUCCACAAGUAUCAGCUCUCCCACCUCCACCGCCCCUACCAGGCACCCCAAAAGUAGCUGUGGUUAACCCCCAGCCUACAUGGAGCAAAAACUCCCUGAAGAAGACAGCUCCUCCUACAUCACUGCGCCACAACAAUACAACUCCAGAGCCUCCACCGCUAUCCCCAUCCGUGCAGGGAGGGUCUGCACCAUCAGCCUCUCCAAAGGGAAACACUCAACCAAACUUUCUAGAGGACUUGAACCGAACUCUGAGGCGCAAGUCUUUGCGAAACUCUGCAGCCAAGUUGGACCCUGUGGCCACCAUGGAUGACAUGGUACUGCCUCCACCUCCUCCAGAGCUUCUUGACCAGCAGAGACAUAGUGGGAGUGAGUAUAUGUCCAACAUCUCUGGCUAUGCAACAAUAAGGCGAGGCCCACCUCCUGCUCCACCUAAACGGGACAAUAGCACCAAACUGACAAACUGAGAGUACUGGAUUGUCCUUGGAUGCUCCUUAUUGAUCCCUUAUACAGGGAAGUGAAUAAAUAGCAAUCAGUGUAACUGGCUUUUAAACAAUAUUUAACUUUUUGGACAAGCGAUCAAAAAUACUCUCAGCUUUAAUAUGCAUUGGUGCACUCAGUAUCAAAUUCAGUUUCAAACUACAACAUGAAGGAAAUCUGCAACAUACUGGUACUGCAUGGACAUGAGGGCAAAAUUAUAUCAAGCAUACAAAAGCUGGUUUGUUUUUGGGUGGUUGAAUGUCAGGAAUUUUAGGGAAAUCACAGGAAGGAUUAAUUUUGCCUUUGUUUUUUAUAUGACUUUUUAUUUAAGUAAAUGAAGACUUUUUUUAUUUUAGGAUGAAGUUAUUAAUGGUUGAUAAUGACUGAGAGAGUAGUAAAUGGUAAGUGUUUUUGUACUGAGAGUCUUUGGCUAGCCUGGCACUUCCUGUUUGCCCACGAGAGACCAGGAUUGAAGGAUAGGGUGCUUGAGAAUUUUCAAGAAUGUUUGUGGAACCUCUUUCAGUGAUAUUAAGUAGCAGUUUUCUCAGAAACCAGUACAUAAAAUGAUUCAUGCUGUGUUAAAUCUAGGUAACAGUUGAGACAAAUUCUAUGGGAAAAGAUUUGGGAAAUAUUUAAUAAUAAUUUUCAUCAAAAUCAGCCUGUAACAUAAAUUAAGAGAAAUGAAGACUUGUCAUGAUUGCUUACAGAAUUGUCUGAGAUUUUGGAAUGUGUUGAACCUGUCUGACUUAUCUACACAAUUCACAUCAAUUCAGUAUUUUAAUGUACAAUAUCAUCUGCUUUAAUUGUCCGUUUCCGAUCACACUAUCUUAUGCCGACAGUUCAGGCUUCCUGGUAACGGUUGUUCAUAUAUCAUGGACUUCAAAUGGCUUGGCGUGUUUAGCUCAUGUCCUGCAACUUGGGAACAAUGUUCUACCUGAUGGCUACUUCUGGUCUCGUUCUUUAGCAGGGAGCACUCGAUGAACAGUCCUUCUUGUAUAGGCAUGUCAAAAUUGUUUUAUUGUUUUGGUUAAAUUACCGGUGGGAUAUUUUUCCAACAGUCCUUAUUACAACUUCCCUACUGAAAUUAUGAUGAUUGGCGCUGGUUAAAAAUAUAAAAUCGGACCACACAGUAGCUGUAACCAAGCAGCAAAAUGACCAUGCCAUAUGUGUAACCAUGUAUUCUACCUGGAAGGACAUCUGUGUUUUUGAAGACUGAAUAUUCAACAAUAUCAUGUUUCUUUUUAAGGUUUUUGAUCAUGUAAACAUUAAAUUAUUAAAGUUAAUUAUCCAGUCUCAAACCAUGGGA
Neoarius graeffei (lesser salmon catfish) is the source of this 6646-nucleotide messenger RNA. RefSeq names its product Ras association (RalGDS/AF-6) and pleckstrin homology domains 1b (gene raph1b). The record is from RefSeq and is a predicted model, not a curated record. Gene Ontology annotation, biological process: signal transduction. Gene Ontology annotation, cellular component: cytosol; plasma membrane. Bases 243 to 5327 code for a protein of 1694 amino acids. NCBI's taxonomy places the organism in Eukaryota, Metazoa, Chordata, Actinopteri, Siluriformes, Ariidae. The transcript is spliced from 17 exons.